Messenger RNA from Opisthocomus hoazin, 2079 nucleotides. The record is from RefSeq and is a predicted model, not a curated record. NCBI's taxonomy places the organism in Eukaryota, Metazoa, Chordata, Aves, Opisthocomiformes, Opisthocomidae.
AUGGGGGACAAAUAUUCUCCACGUGAAGAUACUGUUUUCCAUUGUGCAACUCCUCUCCCCCAUUUGAACAAACAAACCCACACCCACAAAAAAACCCAAAUUUCUUUUCUGUUACAGAAAAAUGCAAAGGGACAGGAGUUGUUUGACCAGAUUGUAUAUCAUUUGGACCUUGUGGAAACUGAUUACUUUGGCCUACAAUUCAUGGAUGCUUCCCAGGUUACACACUGGUUGGACUAUUCAAAAUUCAUUAAGAAGCAAAUAAAAAUUGGACCUCCGUACACGUUGCACUUUCGAAUUAAGUACUAUUCAUCAGAACCAAACAACCUUCAUGAGGAGUUUACAAGGUACCUGUUUGUAUUACAGCUCCGACAAGACAUUCUUUCAGGGAAACUGAAAUGCCCGUAUGAAACUGCUGUUGAACUAGCAGCUCUGUGUCUUCAAGCUGAGCUGGGAGAGUGUGAGCACCCAGAGCACACACCAGAACUCGUGUCUGAAUUCAGGUUUGCACCAAACCAGACAAAAGCAAUGGAAUUUGACAUUUUUCAGAAAUGGAAAGAGCUUAGGGGGAAGAGCCCAGCGCAGGCCGAAUUGUGCUACUUGAACAAAGCUAAAUGGCUAGAAAUGUACGGUGUAGAUAUGCAUGUAGUUAAGGGAAGAGAUGGCUGUGAAUAUGCUCUUGGUCUCACACCAACAGGCAUAUUGAUCUUUGAAGGACCCAACAAAAUAGGCUUAUUCUUUUGGCCUAAAAUCACAAAAAUGGACUUUAAAAAGAGCAAACUAACACUUGUGGUUGUAGAAGAUGAUGAACAGGGCAGAGAGCAAGAGCACACAUUUGUUUUCCGGUUAGACAGUGCCAAAACGUGCAAACAUUUGUGGAAAUGUGCAGUGGAGCACCAUGCUUUCUUCAGAUUGCGAGCCCCAGCAAAUAGUAAAUCCAGUAGAUCCGACUUCAUAAGGCUGGGAUCACGCUUCAGAUUCAGUGGGCGGACAGAGUAUCAAGCAACACAUGGGACAAGAUUGCGCAGAACUAGUACGUUUGAAAGAAGGCCCAGCAAGCGAUAUCCUUCUCGAAGGCAUUCAACUUUUAAGGCAAACAAUCCUGUGAAAGCAGCACAGCUGUGUGCUAAAAAUACUCCUGAAGUCCAUAACUACCAGCCACAGUAUCAUCCUAAUAUACAUCCUCCUCAGCCACACUGGCAUCCACACACACCUGUGAAUGUAAGCUAUCCCUUGAACAACAGUGAUCUGCAUCAGUUCAACAUUGAGGAGAAUGGCGGAGCACCAUACGCCACAAAAAUGCCUGCAAGGCACCACCACCACCACCGCCAUCACCACCACCACGCAAAUUACGGCGCCCUGGCUCCUGACAGCAAAGACAUUGUUUCUGGAGUUCCAAACCCAAACAGUGACAGCAGUACGAAACUGAGCUCAGGACUUCCCCUUCUUUAUGAUGAAACUUCUCAUCUGAAGAAAAUAGAAACGGAGAGUGUGAAGGUAGUUGGACCAUGGCCAGCCCUGCACGUCAGCAUGAACAAGGGUGAAGACAAGAAAGUGUCUGAAAAGACUCUUCAUGCCCCUGUGUCACCUUCCUCUGUACCUGACCAUAUGAAGUGCAACAUCCUUAAAGCUCAAGUGGAAGCUGCUUUCAGAGUAGGCGCUCAGGCUGUGAAAGAAGAGACCUCUUUUGUAAAUCCCAGUAAGACCUCCAGCCUGCAGGAUCCUAAUGUAAGAAGUCCGGCUCCAGUGCGACCUGAAACUACGCCAUCAACUGGCCCUACAGAAAAGCAGGAGAUUAAAGUUUCUCGUGUGAGGAAGUUAACGAGGCAGUACAGUUUUGAUGAAGACGACCUUCCUCCAGCACUGGCAGCGGCAGCAGCAGUAUCAACACCUGUGUCUUCAGCAUCUCCCGGGUCACAAAAAACCUGUACGCCACAGACAUCAGAAGGACAAACACAGGUUUCGCCUGGUGGCAAGAGUUCCACAGAUGCUGGAAGUACAUUUGCUUUGGAGCCAGGUGACCUCCUGAUGGAUUUCACAGAGGCCACACCUAUGAGGUACUUGAUUUGUAUUUUUGCUUAA